AGGACUAGUAGCAUAUAAUCUGUUGCAAGUCGGCCGCCGGAUAGAACAAGUCUAGCAUAGUUAAACCUUGUGGGAAAACCUUGUUUCUGCCGGCCAUUCUUUUUCUCCUAUUAUAUUUACCAUAAUUACCUCACCUUUCCAUCAACUUAAUUCCUUCACUGAUUCUCUCUUCACGCCUUUUGUUCUUCCUCCAGCAAACAACACAAGUCCCCUCUUACUUUCAUUCGUAAAAAAUAGCUUAGAAUUAAAUCUACUGUAAUUGAUCAACAUAAUGGAUAGACUCAUAAGCUUGGAACCAUCAAACCUUGUGGCAAUCAGAAUCAGGAAGGGCCAGAGAUGUUACGGUGAGCUGACUCUGCGUAAUGUUAUGCACACCAUGCCCGUGGCAUUUCGCCUACAGCCAAUGGACAGAAAUCAUUACACUGUUCGUCCACAAUCUGGUAUUAUAUCUCCACUCACUACUGUCACAGUUCAGAUUACUUAUGAAUCGCAUCAACAUUCUGUUCUUCCAGAGUCGUUCCCGUAUUGUGAUGAUUCCUUCUUGUUGCAUAGUGUUGUUGUGCCUGGGGCAACGGUUAAGAACCCCGCGUCAACUUAUGAUACUAUUCCUAAUGAAUGGUUUACCACUAGGAAGAAACAGGUGUUUAUUGACAGCGGUAUACAAGUCAUGUUUGUUGGAUCUCCUGUUUUGACUCAACUUGUUAACAAUGGUGCUAUGGGUGAAAUUAGAGAUGUGUUAGAAAAAAGUGAUUCGGCCUGGAAGGCGGUUGAGUCAGUUGAUUCGGAUGGUCAGACUUUACUUCAUUUGGCCAUUAGUAAAAAUAGGCCUGAUCUAGUCCAGCUUCUGCUGGAGUUCGAGCCAAACGUUGAGGUUUCAAGUGGCUCUGGCUCGACUCCGCUUGAGGCUGCAGUUGCAUUAGGAGAGACUCUGAUUGUUGAGCUCUUGUUGGCUCAUCAUGCUAAUGUGGAAAGAUCAGAGGCAUCCUCAUGGGGUCCGAUUCAUUAUGCAGCUGGUGGCGGAUACCUGGAGAUUUUAAAGCUUCUUUUGCUCAAGAAUGCUGAUGUCAACGCGCUUACUAAAGAUGGUAACACCGCUCUACACAUAGCUGUUGAGGAGAGGCGAAGGGAUUGCGCGAGGCAGUUGCUGACAAAUGGUGCAAGAACUGAUAUUUGUAACUCUGGUGAUGGUGAUACGCCUCUACAUAUUGCAGCAGCAUUAGCAGAUGAUCAUAUGAUUAAGCUAUUACUCCAGAAGGGGGCUAACAAAGAUAUCCGUAAUAAAGUUGGUAAAACUGCUUAUGAUGUUGCGGCAGAACACGGGCACAGCAGGCUAUAUGAUGCACUCCGCCUAGGGGAGAGCUUAAGUAUAGCUGCCCGAAAAGGUGAAGUGAGGACAAUGCAGAGGCUCCUCGAAAAUGGGGCCUUGAUAAAUGGCCGUGAUCAGCAUGGUUGGACGGUGCUGCACCGGGCCUCGUUUAAAGGACACCUUGAUGCAGUUCGGAUAUUAAUUGAAAAGGGAAUUGACAUUAAUGCAAAAGACGUGGAUGGUUACACUGCAUUGCACUGUGCUGUUGAGUCCGGACAUGUUGAGGUCAUUGAAUUGCUGGUAAAGAAAGGCGCUGAGGUUGAAUCAAAGACUAAUAAGGGUGUUACUGCAAUCCAAAUUGCAGAGUCUCUGAACUAUUCGGGGAUUACUAGGAUUUUGGUUUACGGAGGUGCCACAAAAGAUGGUUCAUCAGUGAAAAAGUAUGGUUUGCCUCCUACUUCACUAGUCUCCUUCGGAAAGGGAAAAGGGGUCAAAGAAAUCAUGGACGUCGCAGUUAAGAAGAAAAAAGCAACGCACCCCAGGAAUGUUCGGGGUAGCUAUGAUCGGACUAGAACAAUGGCCGUUAUAUAGCUAAGGUAGCUGCAGUAAUUCUGAAAACAAUGAGGUUUGAGCUUAGGUUCUUUAAUAACCAGUGAGCUUAGUACUUGCAUUAUUCUUUUACUUAGCUUGAAAAUGCCAAACAAGAUUGGAGUCAUUAAAAAGUAAUGUAUGUUUAUUUCUGGUAUCAUAUACCUGUAAAGAUUUUGCAUAAUCCUUCAAGUUCAAAUACACUUCA
Daucus carota subsp. sativus is the source of this 2102-nucleotide messenger RNA. RefSeq names its product protein VAPYRIN. NCBI's taxonomy places the organism in Eukaryota, Viridiplantae, Streptophyta, Magnoliopsida, Apiales, Apiaceae. The record is from RefSeq and is a predicted model, not a curated record. Gene Ontology annotation, molecular function: protein binding. Bases 272 to 1897 code for a protein of 541 amino acids. The transcript has a single exon.